ACAGUUUGGGCUUCUCCAGUGGAACCGCUGUGCACCUAUACAGCGUAAAAGCUCAUUUAGAUACUUCGUUGCAUUUUACGACUAUAAUACUUACCGGACUUUCUUUCGACUCUUGGUAUCAUGGCUGACGACGACGAGGUUCCGCAGCCGGUGUGGGAGGGACCAUUUGACGAGGAUGGAAAGCCCAACGGCCAGGGCAAGAUGCAAUAUCCUCCGCCGCCGAUGGCUGAUGAUGAUGAAGAGGAGAAGCCUGGUGACACCUUUGAGGGCACCAUGUCCCACGGCAUUCGGCAAGGGAAAGGGACGUAUACAUGGUCGAACGGAGCUAUAUACGUUGGAGAAUAUGUUGACAAUAAAAAGCACGGGAAAGGGAAAAUGACUUUCCCUGAUAAGGGUGUCUAUGAUGGCGACUGGGUGCAGGACGUGAUGCAGGGCUUCGGCACCUUCACCUACCCCAACGGGGACGUGUACCAGGGCGACUUCCAGGGCGGCAAGCGGCACGGCAAGGGCAUGUACCACUACAAGGCGCCCUGCUGCCAGCUGGUGGGCGACUGGGCGGACGGGCAGUUCACGUACGGGCGCUGGGUGUUCCGAGACGGCUCCAUGUACAUGGGCAGCUUCGGGGAGACCAGCCGGCCCGCGGCGGGCUCCUUCUACUACAGCAGCAGCAGCCUUGUGCAGGAGGGUCACUUCACCAAGGAGGGAGCGUGGGUGGGGCACCGAGACCCGGCUAUUGGCAAGGAGUUCAUGGUGGCCUAACCCGCAAGGAAUAUUCCACAGUGACGCGACUUCGAGGUUCUUGACGAUAGUCAAUGUACAUAAUUAGAUACAGCGUGUUGGACAUGCUAUUAGCUAUGCAGUGAACGUCACAAUGCGAUGGCUGGGAUGGCCAACUAACUGCGCCUUCGUUCUCGCGACGCAAUAAUAGUUUAGUGUAUGUCGUUUUGUGUGAUCCUUAUGAUCAGUCUAGGUUUGAGGGUCGGUACGGUUGAGCUGUGAGGGCCGAGUCGUCGUGGUUGAUGCUUGCGCGCUUGGGGAUGCGUAAUACGCAGAUGCCUCCAACAAACGCGACAUAGGUAUAUUUUGUCUCAUCGUUUGCCGUAGCCUAUAUGGACUAGCAUAUGAAUCUGUAAAGUAUGAG
This is a messenger RNA of Astrephomene gubernaculifera, 1141 nucleotides long. The record is from the annotation of a GenBank genome assembly. Lineage: Eukaryota; Viridiplantae; Chlorophyta; Chlorophyceae; Chlamydomonadales; Astrephomenaceae.